AUGGUGAUGCCGCCGCGCUCCUCCUCGUCCGGCAUGCAGAGCAUCCGCCGCGAGCUCCAGCGAAGGAGGCCCAAGCCCUUGGCGCCCAGGAGAUCGGCCGCCAGCAAGCCGUCCCCGCCACCGCCGCUGGAGGGUGCACGCUGCAAGUGCCGGGAGCCACGCCCUCUUCCACCACGACACGAGGAUCCGUCGUCCGCCGCCUCAAAGUCCCCACCACGCUCCGUCGGCACCCACGCGCCGCGACCGCCGUGGCCUCGGCCUCACCCUUCGCCGCGCCCCACUGCCAUCUCUCCCUCCACGCCGCCGCCGCCGCCUCCUCCUCCGCCCCGAUCCGCCUCAUCCUCGAUCGGGUCCGCGAGCCCGUCCACCCUCGGCACCGACGACCACAUCAGACCCGGCACUGAGGUUGGUGUCCGCACGAGGACCACGACGCUGAAGACUGGGGAGGCUCUCGUGUUGUGGCUCAGAGGGAUGAUCGUGUCGCCCGUCCAUGGAGGCUACGAGGUCGUCUACGACGGCAAUUGGCCGCCCGGUGACCCCUACGGCACCGUCCACGUCCCGCCCCAACACGUCAGGAUGAUCAAGCCCUCGCCGUCGCCGACGAAUCCGCCGCCGUCCCUGCCUCCGUACAGGUACAGCGCCCCUAGCUCGUCCGCCUCCGACGCCACCACCACUGCGGCCGCCGCACGGAAGAAGGAGAUGCGGCCAGCGCCGAGGCCGACUACCGAGGGGAAGAGCCUGCACCUCAUCCGCAGCCUCUUGCCGGAGAUGGAGAACCAGGCCCGGGCUCCAGGAUACUACUAG
Messenger RNA from Panicum virgatum (switchgrass), 804 nucleotides. Its product is annotated as proline-rich receptor-like protein kinase PERK9. The coding region runs from base 1 to 804 and encodes 267 amino acids. The record is from RefSeq and is a predicted model, not a curated record. Lineage: Eukaryota; Viridiplantae; Streptophyta; Magnoliopsida; Poales; Poaceae. The transcript has a single exon.